Messenger RNA from Capronia coronata CBS 617.96, 2079 nucleotides. RefSeq lists its product as uncharacterized. Bases 1 to 2079 code for a protein of 692 amino acids. Lineage: Eukaryota; Fungi; Ascomycota; Eurotiomycetes; Chaetothyriales; Herpotrichiellaceae. The transcript has a single exon. Gene Ontology annotation, cellular component: mitochondrion. The record is from RefSeq and is a predicted model, not a curated record.
AUGGACAUUGCGUGUCGGGUGUGCAGAUCUUCUCGCCUGAGGAAAAUCUCGCCGCGCUGGUUCGCCGCUGCUAACGGGCUUAGUCCAGUCGCUGGUCUGCGAUCACAUCGUUCUUGUCUGUCAACUGACGCUUCCCCGGAACAGGCGUCUCCUCCAGAGGCCCAGACUCUGUUGGAUCACAGCCAGAGACCUUUCAAGGCACCGACAGCGACAUCAACCCUCCGGAGUCCUGCUGACAGGCAACAUCGGGAUGCAGGAAGACUUCCAACCUCAUGCCCAGGCUGUGGCGCCCUCACGCAGGAUGUUGAGCCUGGUGAGGCGGGAUUUUACACAAAGUCGAGGAACACGGUGAAGAAAUACCUGAAGGCUGUUGAGUAUGAAUCCCGCCUGGCAAGCCAGCAGGAGGGUGCGGUCGAGGAAGAUGGCGUCCCAAAGCAGACUACCUCCCUAGAGGAAGACGGUGAACAGAUUGAGGGCAAUAUGUCUAUACCUAAUACACCUAUUCGUCCUCCGGUCUGUGAUCGCUGUCACCAUCUAAUCCAUGACUCUCGCGGUGUUCCUAUCGCACAUCCUUCUAUCGAGGACAUUGCAGACUCGAUUGCAGAAUCACCAUUCUCCAAGAACCAUGUAUAUCACGUCCUCGAUGCUGCAGACUUCCCCAUGUCUUUAGUACCUUCGAUUUUCAAGAGCUUGUCUCUAGCGAAGCCACGGAGCCAAAACCGUCGUUCACAACACUCAUUCUCCUCAAAGCCGUCGCUUUCGUUCAUAAUCACGCGGUCGGAUUUACUCGGACCCACCAAGGACAUGGUUGACAAAAUGAUGCCGAAGUUGGUCUCCAUUCUGAGAACGGCUCUAGGGCGCAGAUAUCAGAAUAUCAGACUGGGGAAUGUCCAUCUGGUUUCCUCGAAAAGAGGGUGGUGGACAAAGGACAUCAAGGAGAGUAUCUGGGAGCGAGGAGGGGGCAAUUGGUUGGUUGGCAAGUUCAAUGUAGGGAAAUCCAGUCUUUUCGAAGUGCUAUUUCCCAAAGGCUCCGGUGAAAGGGCUCCGGUAUACGCAGAACUACAACAGCAUCAGCAAGAAACGGACACCGUCGACGAUGCAACAUCGAGCAACUUCCUCUCAGAAAACAGUCUACUCCCGCCACCUCAGCCCGAGGUUCCAUUUCCCACCAUGCCGUUGGUGUCAAAUCUGCCUGGAACCACCGCUUCGCCUAUCAGGCUUCCUUUUGGUAAUAACAGAGGAGAACUCGUCGACCUGCCUGGCUUGGAGCGUGGUGGGCUUGAUCGAUUUGUGCGGCCGGAGGAUAGACUUGACCUGGUCAUGGAGCACCGUCCGAAGGUCCUGCAGUUCAAGAUCAAACCAGGCCAAUCUCUGCUUCUCGGAGGUGGACUUAUUCGGAUCACACCCAAGUUGGAUGAGCAGGAUCCCAGUACGAUAAUGCUGGCUUACCCGUUUGUACCCCUGAAAUCCCACGUCACAUCAACGGAAAAAGCCGUCAGCGCACAAGAAGAGCAACGUGCAAGUGGUGUGGACUCGAUCCUCGCGGAGGACGCACAGCAGGCCAUGGCUCCGGCUGGCAAGUUCUCCCUUCAGACGGAUGUUACAAAGUCCCGAGCAGGGUCCGUGAUCAGGGCAGGGGUUGACGCAGCGAAGUUGCCAUUCAAGGUCUAUGCCACAGACAUUCUCAUCGAAGGGGUGGGCUGGGUCGAGCUUGUCUGUCAGGUGAGAAAGUACCGACACACAACUCAGGCUGCUCCUGUGGAAGCUGAGCCUGUUGGAGAACAAGACUCAAACACAUCAGCUGUCCCUACUGCAGAAGCGGUGUCUAUUGAUACCACCGGAUUCGUCCCUUUCACCACAUCAACUGCGGUCACUGAGGUUGAAACCCAGGAUUUUCCGCAAGUGGAAAUCUUCACUCCAACGGGCAGGUUUGUCGGUCAACGGCCGUCUCUGGAGGUAUGGGACAUAUGGAAUAGCGGCAAGCCCCGGAGUCAAAUUCGGACUGCUCGUCCACGAAGGGCGAUGAGUGGGGCGAAAAAGCAAGGAAAGAAAUUGCGUCGUGCGGUGUCUGACCCGUGA